Molecule: messenger RNA, 3964 nt
Organism: Tachysurus fulvidraco (yellow catfish)
Lineage: Eukaryota; Metazoa; Chordata; Actinopteri; Siluriformes; Bagridae
Gene: adam9a
Product: ADAM metallopeptidase domain 9
Exons: 24
Coding region: 301-2820 (839 amino acids)
Biological process (GO): proteolysis
Cellular component (GO): plasma membrane
Molecular function (GO): metalloendopeptidase activity
Source: RefSeq, a predicted model, not a curated record
AUUUCUUGCGCAUGCGUACUUCGGCUCUGUGUAGUAGUUUACCUCAGAUAUUCGUGUCCGAAAUCUGUGACUCAAGGCGUUAUUUCAGUCGGAUUUAACAGUUACAGCCGAUUAUCGGUGUCCGGAUUACUCUGAAAAACGGUCUUUUAUCAAGGGGAGCUUGUGUGUGUUUGAGAAGUAACAGAACACGAAGGCAAACUGAGGGGAAAUGAGCAGGUAGUUUAGAGUUUUGUUCCCCUUCACAGGAGCGUUCGCUGUGUGGAGUCACUGAGCACUGCAGACUGAACCGACACCAAAGACAUGGCUGGUGUUUUAUCUCCUCCUCACUUACAGUUACUGUGUGUACUGUUUGUUUGUGUCCUCGACACCACUGGAGGUAAGGAGACUGAUACGGGAAGCUUUAAGGCAAAAGUUAGGAUCGUUUUAUUACCUCACAGUUCAGGUUUGGCUUCUCAAACGGCUCAGUUCUCGUCGUAUGAGGUGAGCGUACCGAAACGCAUCAGCAGACACAGGAGAGAGCAGGACGGCUCAGUUUCCAAUAAGGUGUCCUACGUUAUCCCAGCUCAGGGGAAAGAACAUGUCGUCAUCAUGGAAAGGAAUGAGUUUCUCCUGCCAGACGAUUUCACCGUGUAUUCCUACGCCAAGGACGGAUCACUGAUCACCGAAAGACCCAACAUGAAGGAUCACUGUCAUUACCGUGGUUAUGUUGAGGAUGUAGAAGGUUCCUCUGCUGCUCUGAGUCUCUGCUCUGGAUUACGAGGUGUGAUCCACAUGCAGAACACCAGUUUAGGCAUUGAGCCUCUAGAGGGUUCAUCAGAUAACGAGCACCUCGUCUACCGCCUGGAGGACGUCAAGAUGGAGCCUUUUACCUGUGGCACGCCUCACUCCCAUCACCAUGGUGACAAAGUACCAUCUGGCCACGCCCACAUCACCACAUCUGGUCUACCUGUCAAUCAUCAGAUCAGAAAAAAGAGGGAAGUGCUACACCAGACUCAUUACGUGGAGCUGCUGGUGGUGGUUGAUAAUGAGAGAUUCAACUACUCAAACCGCAAUCAGACGGCGGUGCGAGAGGAGAUGGUGCAGCUCGCUAACUACGUCGACAGCAUGUACAUAGCUCUGAACAUCCGGGUGGUGUUGGUGGGGUUGGAGAUCUGGUCGGUGGUGAACUUUAUCAAUAUAGACGGCAGUGCAGGCGAGGUGCUCGGACGCUUCACUCAGUGGAGGGAGAAGGAGCUCGUCCACCGUCGUCGCCAUGACAGCGCUCAGCUCAUCCUGAAUAAAGGAUAUGGGAGUACAGCAGGCAUGGCGUUUGUGGGCACGGCCUGCUCCAGGAGUCAUGGGGGCGGGAUCAACGCGUUCACCAAUAAAAAUGUAGCGACAUUCGCUUCCAUUGUGGCUCAUGAGCUCGGCCAUAAUCUCGGGAUGAACCACGAUGAUGACGGGAGAGUCUGCAGAUGUGAUACGGGCAACUGCAUCAUGAACUCAGGGGCGACUGGCUCACGGAACUUCAGCAGCUGCAGCGCGGAUGACUUUGAGAAGUUGAUCCUGAACACCGGAGGCACUUGCCUGCUGAACGUCCCACGGCCCGAAGAGGCCUACAGCGCCCCCUACUGCGGAAACAAGCUGGUGGACGUGGGAGAGGAGUGUGACUGCGGCUCUGAGGAGGAGUGUGAGAAGGACCCCUGCUGUGAGCCUAAGACGUGCAAACUAAGAGCUGGUGCUGAAUGUGCCUUUGGAGUGUGCUGCAAGUACUGCAGGUUCCUCCCCGGCGGCACCGUGUGCAGGAGCAGUACGGACGAAUGCGAUUUGCCGGAGUACUGCAACGGCUCGACUGCUCUGUGCCAGGCCGACGUGUUUAAGCAGAACGGACACCCGUGUCGCGAUGGCGUGGCUUACUGCUACAACGGCCUGUGCCAGCAUUAUGACAGCCAGUGCCAGGCUCUGUUCGGUCCCAAGGCAAAAGCUGCUCCUGAGGCUUGCUUUAAAGAUGUGAACUCCAAAGGCGACCGCUUUGGGAACUGUGGAUACCAGGGCAACAGCAUGAAGAAGUGUGAGAGCAGGAAUGCUAUGUGUGGGAAGCUGCAGUGUGAGAAAGCGGAGAAAACCAUCGUGUUCGGCAUCCAACCCACCUUCAUCCAUACCUCUAUCGGAGACACCAACUGCUGGGGCGUGGACUUCCGCCUGGGCUCCGACGUUCCUGACCCAGGCAUGGUCAAUGAAGGCACAAAGUGUGGAGAGAACAAGGUCUGUUUGAACUACGAGUGCAGAAGCUCUGACGAGCUGAAAUAUGACUGUGACGUACAGAACAAAUGCCACGGUCAUGGGGUGUGUAACAGCAACAAGAACUGCCACUGUGAGUACAACUGGGCUCCACCGUUUUGUGACACCCCCGGCUACGGCGGCAGUAUAGACAGCGGCCCCACGUGGAACGAUAAAGACAGGUCUACGAGAGACGGACUGCUGGUUUUCUUUUUCCUGGUUCUUCCUCUCCUGGUUUUGUGCUUCUUCGCCUUCGUCAGGAGAGACGAGCUGCGACGACGAUUCUGCAGGAAAAAGCGCUCUCAGGGUUACGAAGCGAACAGCAGGCCGCAGACCAAUAACACCCGGACUCCUGGGAAUCAGCGUGGGAAUCCCAGCAGCAUAGUGAAAGACGGACAUCAGGCUCAGUUAUUACCAGCUGAAGAGGUGGUUCACACGAGUAAGACCUCGUCAUCGGCGCCACCGUACGCCGCCAGACCUCCACGCCCUGCGUUCACACGACCCCCUCCUCCUGCCAGUCAGCUCCUGCCUCAGAGACCUGCCCCUCCUCCCCCUGUAUAACACACAUCUCACACAUCCAAGAUAGGUGUGUGUGUGUGUGUGUGUGUGUGUGUGUAGAAAAUCCAGACGGUGUGUGUGUGUGUGUGUGUGUGUGUAAGGAAUCACGUGACCCCCUGCCCCCUGAACGUGACUCCGCCUCCUUGGCUUUUGACCAUUUGUCACCUGUCAAUCAAACAGCUGCUAAGCAGAAGUCAUACGCAAAGGCCGGGACCCGAGAUCCAACGGGCCCGAUGUCUCUGAUUCGAGGUUCCUAUGGCAGCAAGUGGAAUCUCUGAUUUGUAUUAUUAUAAGUUUGUUAUAAUCAUGGAAUGUAAAGGACCAGAACCACUGCAGCCAAUUGCACUUUGGUAUAUUGCGGCACCAAAACAGUACAUUAACGUCAAGAUUCCUGAGAAAUUAGGCCUUUUUUUUUUGUGUUAGCAAAAAAAGCGUGGGACUUUAAUGCGGCAAGCAUGAAAUUUAACACGAAUAAUCUGAUUUCACACAUAAAGGUACAAAUAAUCAGUUGUCCGUUUCUGCAUCGUCUGCCUUUUACGUUGGACGCAGCAUAAAAGCUGUUUUUAAAAAUAUAUAUAACUUGUUAUUCAAAAUAAUUUGCUACCAUUUGAAAAAUGGGAAAUGCAUUUAGAGAAGUUAAAAUAAAAUAAAAAUGGUUAUGACGGGUGGGGGGUUAGAACGUAUUUGUUUGUAAUCAUUUCUUUAAAAGUAAAAACAAAUCAUGAUGUCCUAAAUAUAAAAUGUACAUAUAUUUUUAAAAAAAAGGAAAAGAAAAAUAAUAUAUAUGCAAAAUACCAUUGAUGCAAACAUGACAAGCCAUUUCAUUAUUUUUUAGUUGUUUUUUUUUUUUUUUUUUUUUUAAUGUAAUUUUUUUCCCCGUUCUGGUUUGGAAGAUGCCGUGCGUUUCUUUUUAAAACGAAAGGUCAUAGUUUAAUCCUGCAAUAUAAACAAACUCGGUGCACUGUCGGAGUUUCUUCCUCUUUUGUUGAACUUUUAUAUAUAUUUAUCUCUCUCUGAGCAGAUAAACCUCUAAAAGCAUAAUGUGAUUCUUUUCAUGUCAUUUUUUUAAUUAGAAAUGGUCGUAUUGUGGUGUAAAAUAUCUUGUCUGGGUUUAAUCUGAGAAAUUAAAGCCUUAUUUUAUAUCAUC